CGCAGUCCCGCCCCUGCAGAGAGCGGCGCUGGGACGGAACCCGGGCUCUUCUCACCAGGAAUGUAAGGCCUUGGCCCGGCCGCGCGCUGCCCCUGCCCUGCUCUUUCCCUGGGCCCGCGGCCGCUGCGGCCGCCCCACAGCUCGCCCUCGGAGGAGCCAGGGCGGCCGUGCCCUUCUGCCGCGUGCCCGCGUGGCUGCCUCCGCCCCUCCGAAUCCUCCGGGGCCGCAGAGGAGUUCGCUACGGAGGGAGGCGGGGGCCUUCGGGAGGAGGAGGCGGAGGAGGCGGAGGAGGAGGGAAGGAAGAUGGCGGCCGUGGAACUAGAGUGGAUCCCAGAGACUCUCUAUAACACCGCCAUCUCCGCUGUCGUGGACAACUACAUCCGCUCCCGCCGAGACAUCCGCUCCUUGCCCGAGAACAUCCAGUUCGAUGUUUACUACAAGCUUUACCAACAGGGACGCCUAUGUCAACUGGGCAGUGAAUUUUGUGAAUUGGAAGUUUUUGCUAAAGUAUUGAGAGCUUUGGAUAAAAGACAUUUGCUUCAUCAUUGUUUCCAGGCUUUGAUGGAUCAUGGUGUAAAAGUUGCUUCAGUUUUGGCCUACUCCUUUAGUAGACGGUGCUCUUAUAUAGCAGAAUCAGAUGCUGCAGUAAAGGAAAAAGCCAUUCAGGUUGGCUUUGUUUUAGGUGGCUUUCUUUCAGAUGCAGGCUGGUACAGUGAUGCUGAGAAAGUUUUUCUGUCCUGCCUUCAGUUGUGUACUCUACAUGAUGAGAUGCUUCAUUGGUUUCGUGCAGUAGAAUGUUGUGUGAGGUUGCUUCAUGUGCGAAAUGGAAACUGCAAAUAUCAUUUGGGUGAAGAAACAUUUAAGUUAGCUCAGACCUACAUGGAUAAACUCUCAAAACAUGGCCAGCAAGCAAACAAAGCUGCACUCUAUGGAGAACUGUGUGCACUCCUGUUUGCGAAAAGCCACUAUGAUGAGGCAUACAAAUGGUGCAUUGAGGCAAUGAAAGAAAUUACAGCAGGCUUACCAGUCAAAGUUGUGGUGGAUGUUUUAAGACAAGCUUCUAAGGCUUGUGUUGUAAAACGUGAAUUUAAGAAGGCAGAACAGUUAAUUAAACAUGCAGUGUAUUUGGCACGAGAUCAUUUUGGAUCCAAACACCCAAAAUAUUCUGAUACACUGCUAGAUUAUGGGUUCUACUUACUCAAUGUAGACAAUAUCUGUCAGUCUGUUGCAAUUUAUCAGGCAGCCCUUGACAUUCGGCAGUCAGUAUUUGGUGGCAAAAAUAUCCAUGUAGCAACAGCUCAUGAAGACUUGGCUUAUUCCUCUUACGUUCACCAGUAUAGCUCUGGGAAAUUUGACAAUGCACUAUUUCAUGCAGAAAGAGCUAUUGGUAUCAUUACCCACAUCCUACCUGAAGAUCAUCUUCUUUUGGCUUCUUCAAAGAGGGUGAAAGCACUUAUUUUAGAGGAGAUUGCAAUUGACUGUCAUAAUAAAGAAACUGAACAGAGGCUGCUUCAAGAAGCUCAUGAUUUGCACCUGUCUUCACUCCAACUAGCUAAAAAAGCUUUUGGGGAAUUUAAUGUACAGACUGCAAAACACUAUGGAAACCUUGGAAGACUUUAUCAGUCAAUGAGAAAAUUUAAGGAAGCUGAAGAAAUGCACAUCAAAGCAAUUCAGAUUAAAGAGCAACUUCUUGGUCAAGAAGAUUAUGAAGUAGCACUUUCAGUGGGACAUCUAGCUUCUUUAUAUAAUUAUGACAUGAAUCAGUAUGAAAAUGCUGAGAAACUUUAUUUGCGAUCUAUAGCAAUUGGGAAGAAACUUUUUGGUGAAGGCUACAGUGGACUAGAAUAUGAUUACCGAGGUCUCAUUAAACUUUACAACUCCAUUGGAAACUAUGAGAAAGUGUUCGAAUAUCACAAUGUUCUGUCUAACUGGAACCGGUUGCGAGAUCGGCAGUAUUCAGUGACCGAUGCUCUUGAAGACGUCAACACCAGCCCCCAGUCCACUGAAGAAGUGGUGCAGUCCUUCCUCAUUUCUCAGAAUGUCGAGGGACCCAGCUGCUGAGGGAGGACCUCAGUUAACUAAUUUACCUUUUCCCAGAUUCCAGGGAAUUCAUACUGUGAAAUCAAAACCAUGUUGUUUUUUGGGGGCUGGAAUUUGCAUUGAAACACUGGUCCAGUCCAUUGACCCUAUUUGGGUGAUCCCUAUCUUGCAGAGUGUCUGUAGGAAUAAGCAUAUAUUCAGUUAUAUUCAGCAUGUACCCGCAUGUUUAAGUAGUCUGGCCCAUAUUUUCAACCUAGUAGAACAAACUCCAGGAAAUCUUUCUUUUUUUUCUUUUUAAAAAAUAAUUCAUUUUGCAGAAAGCCCGAAGGAAAAAGAACCCCUAAAUAAAACUAUUUGAGUUUAAAAGAGUUGCAUUCUUAUUAUGUAAGGAUGAUUUUAACAACUUUUUAACAUAUAAUUCUUCCUUGUGAAGGUAUUCAAUACUGUAUUGUAGAGAAAUUUUAUGGGGAAAAUCUUUAUAUGCAGUAUGGAAAAGUUAACACAAGUACUAGUAGAAGAGGGACAUCCUGACUUAGGUUUGGCUCCCUUCCCCAGAGAAGUGAUGCAAGCACGCCAGAGCUCUGUUACGGGGAAGGACUGCCAGACUCAUCUGAACUGGACCAGUGUUGAUCUGUAAGUAAUAGAAAAGCUGGUAGACCAGCAAUUUUAACUCUUUGGUUGUUUUGGGUUUUUUUUUUUGCGGGGUGGGGGGGUUUGGUACAACAAUGCAAGAUGCUCUGAUAGCAUUUGCUAACAGGACCAGGAAGAUCUAAAAAGGACCAGCCUAAUGUAGAAAGGGGUUAUUUGGACCAGAGGCUUUAGAUUAUUAUUUUAGCCCCAGAAUAUACUUUUAUCAGUAGAAUGAUUUCAUUUAGAUGUAUAAUGAAAAGUGAUAAUGUAAAAAUUAUAUUCAUGUCAUAGACACCAAACUAGAGAAAUCUGGCAAUUUCAGUGGCAUAUCUUUAGUCAAGGGACACAGAUGGCAAUGCCAUAAGCAAGUCUAUAAAUAUCUGCUGCUGCUGUCCCCCUUGUUUUAAAUGUUACCCUAAUAAUCAACGCGAUUAACAAAUGCAUUAGCUAAGAGUCGUGAAAUAGCUCAUGUCUGGAUGGGAAUUUUAGGUUACUAUAUGUUUUUGUGGGGAUUAAUGGAAAAAUGAAUGCCCAAAAAUAAGCAAGUCUUCUUAGAAAUCCUUCAUUUUUAUGGUAAAUAAUAGUAUAACUACAUCAUUUUAUUUCAAAUUCAAGAGUCAGAUGGGAAAGAUCCCCGAAUGAUGGAUCUAUUUCACUGAGUUGUCUUUCUGUUCAUUGGGUUUUUAUUUUUUAUUUUUUUUUAAGCCAGUCAGGUUAUUUAAUGUUGAGGUAAUAUUCAAAUUUGAAAAGUUGUGACAUGUAGCAAUCCAAGAAAACAGAAAGGUCUUUUGCUGUUACCUCAAUUCUUAUUAUAGUGGCCUAUUUGGUGCCUCUGUAGUUAAGAAUCAGGGUUUCCCCCCCUAUUUUCAGGGGUCCAUGACUUGGCUGUUAGAGGUGUCGCUCCUGGCUGAUGCUUGGAGUAGUCUGUGGGUGAGUGGAUGUGUGUUGAAUUUUGGUUUUCUUUUAACAUGCGCAUUGGGGGGGGAGGGGGAAAAGAAUCUAAACUGUCUGCCACAUUGAAUACAGAAAAAUUAAUUGGAGAUUUCAGAUAAAUUUGAUUUUAAUCACUUUUUUGAACUUCCCAAAUAUAACCUUGUUUAAGAUUGUUAUUUGCAGUCUUGUUAGUUAUGAGCCAGUGUUUUUAAGUUCCCAGGAAGGGAUUGACUGGGGGAGGUACCCAAAAAGAUGAAGCAAGCCCAGAUCCUAAGAUUAUAACUUUGUGUUCUCGAAACCUGGGUUUAUUCCUCAAAUUGAAUUAUUCUCUUUUUAAUUUUGAAAAGAGUACAUUUGCGCAACUGCACCUCCCCCUUCCAGAUAAUUGUAAUCUAAUGCCAAGAGGCACCUCUUUAUUUAAUUACCAAAUAGUCUGUGUGACCAAGGACUAACAUUUUUAAGUUACUCAGCUCUAUCCUCGUGGGCCUAUAUAUUUAAUACCUCCAAAGAUAUUUUCAGGAUAGGCUUUGUAUACUUUUGUUGGUUAUUUAGAGUCCUGUGGUAUGUUUGUGGUACAGGAAUGUCAUGGUAAAUUGUUUUUCAAUAAAUAUUUUGAAACUUAUGUUUUCAUAUGAAGUUUUUUUCUUUUAAGCAAUCUGUAUUUUUUAGUUUUGUGCACAUUUAGUGUUUCCUAGGAUAAAAUCAAGCAAAUGACUCAAGGCCUCAUCCUCUCUAAUGCAGUUUGAACUCAGUUUAGCUCACAUUCAGUGAUGGAGCAACAUGAUACUGAGAAGCCUAGGAUCACAGGGUGAAACGUUAAGUGGCAGCCAGUUUUUCUAAAAAAACAUCCUUAUAGGUAGUUUUCCUCUUAUUACCACUGCUUUAAUGUAGUUUUCUGUAAAUCCAUACACUUUGAUUUAAUGCAAACACUCUGGGUUGAGAAGAGAUUGCCAGUUUCUGUUAGUGAUGUAACUUAAUGUGCUCUUAUUUCUGAUUCUAAUGAAGACUAAGACCCUAAUAAUUUUGAGUAUGGGAUUUACCCUUUUAGUAGGGAUGUUUAGGGUAAGUUAGAGAGGUGAAUGUCACCAUGAUUUAUGGGAUUAAACAAGAACUCAAAGGAAGAAAAGAAUAAAAUUUACCUCACGAUAACCAAUAGCUUGCACAAACUUUUCAUAUAUUGUUGGGAUUGUGUUUAAGGAAGCCUAGACCAACUUAAAGAUUUUUCCGGAAGUUCAGUAAAGUAAUGUUAAAUAAGGGGCCUUUGGUCUCAUCCUUCCCUGACUUUCAUUUCUUCUCUCUUACCCAGUCUUUUUCCUAAAGUUUGGUGCUACUCAAGUUGGUGCAUCAGGGAGCUCAGACACUUAACGUGCCACACGAGUGGUCAGUCCCUCCUGCAUUCAGUUUAAUAGAGCUGAUUGGGGUUUUUAGACCAUAAUUUUUAUGGGUCCCCAAAGCUGACUUUGCCCAAAGCAUUAGGACCCUUAUUACCCUCAAAGCUCUGUCUCUGCUUGAUGAGAAGUGAACUCACCUUUGCUUUGUGCUAACGCCCGCGUGGGUACGCUUUCAUUGGUGAAAAUAAAAGAUUUGACAAAGACCUUUGUUCCUAGCCUGUUUGGGACGAGUUCAUAAUAUUGUGAAACUUAACUACAGAGGCUGGAAUCUUAGAAAUGAGGGAGUGCCGUUUGGCUGCUCGUUGUAGUGCAAACACAGUGCCGAGCAGUAAACCCACUCCUCGAACCCAGUGGAAGGUCUUGGCCGUACUCUACACAGCGAAUGUGUGGCUUGCUAAGUAGCAGGUAUUGUUAACUGCCGCUCGGUUUUUAUAUUUUCCCCCGAGUUUGUAGCCUUGCUGCUUUCAAACUCUUCUUUUUCUGAAUGGCAAAGUUACUACUGGAAAAAUACUUAUUUAUACGUACAAACUUUUUUAAGGGUUUUAUUUUUGCUUUAAAACUUAAUGUAUGUAUUUCACCUCUUGGCACUGAAGCACCUCAGUUCUUGCUAGGAAGUUCUUUUUUUUAAAUCUGACAUUUGGAUUAAUCUCCAGCUUGAACCCUAGUAGUUGUAUUGUCCACAAAUCUCAGGAAUGUUUUAGGCAGAAAACUGGUUUUACCCUGUUGGUGAGCUGAAGAAGUGUGCUUUAGGAUUUAUUAAAUAAAACUGUUCUUUAAUUGCAAUCCUAGGUAUCUAUAGCAUGAGUGGCCUUAGUGAGUUUGUUGAAGUGCACAUUUUUUUCAAAAGUAAAAUUUAAUAUUAAAAAUAUAUGAUAUAUAUAGAUAUCUAGAAACCUUGGUUUGUGGUGCACAAGUUAAGUGUUGGAUCACUAAAUAACUGUUGCAGGUACCAUUUGUGUAACAUGACUCAUUUCUAUAUACUCCUUUUAUGGGAAGCUAUGUUGCCAUGGUAACUAAAACUUUUCAAUUUAGUUCUACUUUUAUGAUGUGAAUGAAUGCUACAUUUUAUUAAAUAUUACCAAGUCAGUACUAUUUUUGUACUUUAUUAAGCAACAGGGGAUUUUAGUUUAAUAGACUCAGAAAGCUCUUAAUGAAACAAUUAAAAGCAAAUCACUAACAAUUCUUUACAUGAAAAUCCCCACUAAUAGUGCCACAGUAAUUUCUAUAGAAAUAUCUAAGAUCAUUGAUAGAUUUUUUAAGACAAUUCUUCAUUGUGUCACAAUGACCUUUCAUAUCAUCCUUAUCACAAACUUGUAGUGCCCACCAUUGUUUGUAACCGUUAAACCAUACUAAGUAUGUUUGUAACCAGCAUUGUGAUAUAUUCUGUACUUGUAUUGCUAAAAAUGAAUUGUUGACCUAAUAAAUAUAGUGUUCCUGCA
Molecule: messenger RNA, 6433 nt
Organism: Equus caballus (horse)
Lineage: Eukaryota; Metazoa; Chordata; Mammalia; Perissodactyla; Equidae
Gene: APPBP2
Product: amyloid beta precursor protein binding protein 2
Biological process (GO): intracellular protein transport; proteasome-mediated ubiquitin-dependent protein catabolic process
Cellular component (GO): Cul2-RING ubiquitin ligase complex
Molecular function (GO): ubiquitin-like ligase-substrate adaptor activity; protein binding
Source: RefSeq, a predicted model, not a curated record